Messenger RNA from Cyprinodon variegatus (sheepshead minnow), 1820 nucleotides. Its product is annotated as protein-arginine deiminase type-2-like. The transcript has 13 exons. The record is from RefSeq and is a predicted model, not a curated record. Gene Ontology annotation, molecular function: protein-arginine deiminase activity; calcium ion binding. Gene Ontology annotation, cellular component: cytoplasm. Lineage: Eukaryota; Metazoa; Chordata; Actinopteri; Cyprinodontiformes; Cyprinodontidae. Bases 83 to 1792 code for a protein of 569 amino acids.
AAGAACAACUGUGUCAACAACCUUUAUUACUUCACGUUUAUUAGGCUCAGUAGGCAAAAAAAGAAAAAAAAAAAGAAAAAAGAUGGUUGAUGUAGUUUCCAAAAACAACAUCCAAACGCUCCAUCUGAGAUGCAAUACUAGCUGUUACUGCUUACUCGUCUUCGGAACCACUUUAAGGGUGAACCUGGACAGGGAUGCCCCUCCCGGUUGCAAGUUCUUCUCUGUGAAGUGCUCACGCAAUGUUCUAUACACCAUUACCCCAACACCGAACGAGACUUCCCAUUCUUCUCCUAUGCCCCUCAGUGGAAACACAGUGUUACACAUUAGCACGAAACCUAACUUUCAUUUUGACCUCAACUACAAAGAAGAGCUGACAAUCUGGUUCUAUAAGGAGGACAAAGCUUAUAUGGAUUGGGCAGAGAUUAGGAUUGCACCUCUUGAGCUCUCACUAGACGUGGAUGCUGACAGAGAUGGUGUUGUGGAGAAAAACAACCCAAAUAAGGCUUCCUGGAAAUGGGGUCCUGAUGGGCAUGGAGCUGUCGUUUUGGUAAACUGUGACAGAGAACGUUAUGUAUACUAUCGAAAACCAGACUGUCAACUCAAAGACGAGAAACAAAAUCAUAUAACUCUUAAGGACUGUGCAACCAUGCUUCUGCGGAUCAACGGCCCUGAGUUACUCGUUGCGGGUUACAAACUUGUCAUGCAUAUCUCUGAGAGAGAUUCAGAGUAUAUUCGAGUCUACCGAGAUGAGACCGAGGACGAGGACUACAUUACUAAGUCCAAAGCUCCUGAAUUUAUUAGAAAAUAUAUAUAUGAUUAUCCACUGGUCCUGAGCAGCGAGGUGCUGUCUCAGGAACUUCCUCAACUUGAACGCGCUCCUCAACUCAAAUUUUAUGUGGAGGGCCUGAGGUUUCCUGACAAGGAUUUUGACGGACUCGUAACCAUCAACCUCAGCUUAAUGAGGAGGUUAGGUCAGGACGGUCCUGACAUGCCUGUUUUCACAGACAAAGUGGUGUUUAGAGUUUCGCCAUGGAUCAUGACGCCCAAUACCCUCGAGCCUGAGGAGGUGUUUGUCUGCAGUACAUCUGAUAACGCGUUCCUCAAAGAAAUUAAGGACCUUGUUGACAGGAGCGGACACCAGCUGAAGACCGUCGAAAAACGCAAGAACAGAGGAGACCGCUGGAUUCAAGAAGAGAUAGAAUUAGGCUACGUUGAUUCGCCAUAUCACAGGUUUCCUGUGGUUCUGGAUUCACCUAGAGAUGAAAAACCUGAUGAUUAUCCCUAUCAUGGUAUCGUGGGGCCUGACUUUGGUUAUGUGAAAAGAGAUGCUGACAGAGAUGCUGUUAGCAGUCUGGACUCCUUCUGUAACCUGAAGGUCAGCCCUCCUGUGACGGUGAAUGGGAAAAAAUACCCUCUGGGCAGAAUGCUCAUUGGGGUUGCCUUCCCAAAGACCACAAAUGGACGAAACAUGACCCAAGUCGUUCAAGACUUCUUGUGGGCUCAGAAGGUUCAGGAACCUGUGGCCUUGUAUGCUGAUUGGCUCGUCAUCAGCCACAUCGAUCAAUUCAUGACUUUUGUUCCUGCUCCUGACAGAAAGGUAGUUAAAAACAACAAAGAUGAAAUUGACUGCAUUGACUGGAACAGGGAUGUGCUGAAGAAAGAGCUGGGCCUGGAUGAGGAGGAUAUUAUUGACCUGCCAAUCCUUUUCAAGCUGGUGACUAAGGACAAUGAUGAAAGAGCAGUGGCCUACUACCCUAAUAUGGUUUGUUUUAAUUCUUCCUUCGGCUUUUAAGUUAAGAUGCAAAGAAGAUGGAAGUUAA